AUGUGCGGGAUCCUUCAAGCCCCUACCUCCGACCCCACCUCCUCUCCUCCUCAACCAAUCCCAACGAUCGCCCCUCGACCAUGCUCUCCUCAGAAUUGGACCAUAGCCUGUCAUCACUUCCCUGUCGUCGACAAGCUCCUUGCGGUCUACACUCAUCGGCCCAAGGACGACAUACCCUUCCGUAUCGUAGACGAUACCUUUUUCAAACCCCUUGCCAGUACCGACUUUGCCCAAGCAUAUCAACUCCUCGGCCUGGACGACGACUCUUUACUGUAUACCGACCUUGUACACCUGGUGGAGCAUACCUUUACCGCUUUUAAGCCGUUUCAUCAACUGCUGAUGCAGCCGCCCAAGUUACGCUCCGUUAUUCCAUUACCCGCUCCCGAGCUCUCGGCCUUUGUUCAGUGCUCCACAACCAAGUCCCGUUUUUGGCAAUGGGCGCUUUGUCAGCCCUCCUACGCCCUCGCCUGGACAGUCGGACUCGUCCGCUCGUGGACCGCCGGAAUAGAUGAGCACAUUCCCAAGUGGUCUCCGGAUCGCGCGGAAGACUGGCUUCGGAACCACGUCCAGCCCGCCCAACGCCGCCUCGCGAACGUCCUCGCCGGCAUCGCCCCAAUCCUUAAUGCUGAUCCCGACCUGCUUACACAUCGCUCUGUUGAGAUGCUCCUUACACACCUACGCUAUAUCGAAUUGCGCCUGAUCCUCGACUCCGCUACUCUCUCCGUCUAUCACGCCGACUUGUAUGCCUACAGCAACUUCCUCAAUCACCUCCGCCAUCGUUCCCUUUCCGAAGUCAUCUCUCGCGUCUCCAUCGCCGGCGACCUUCUCUCAACGCAGUCCGAAACCUCCUUUCUGUACUGGCUCGCCACGACCUGGUGCAACCGCAUCAACACUCACUUCCACACCUUCAACCGCCAUCUCUCCCCCAGCGUGCGCCGACUCGCCGUCCGCCGCUACCAGCUCGCAACCUGGGAUCACUGCGCCCCGGACCUCCACCCUCGACGAUGCCCCUCCUCGCCCGACACCACCAUCGCCGACAACAACCAUUGCAUCCCCGUCAUCACCACCACCACCACCACGGACGACUGCAUCCCCGACACCGACCCCUUUCGCACCCAAUGGUACACCACCGAUUCAUGGAUGCCCCAGCCCGCGGAAAUGAUCCAGAAGACGGACCUACUGUAUUUCCCGGGGGUGUUGGACCCGGCCCACUUCACUUGGGCAGAGAGGAACGAGCGGGCAUCGUCGUCGUCGUCGACGACGACCGGGAAAUUGGCGGGCCCGGCCUUCCCCGCGGAGUGGGCGGGCCAGCAAUGUGUGGAAUUUCGCGGGCCGGAGAAGUCCAAAGGGGGACGCUUCGUGGGGUUCGGGAUGGAAGAUGUGGUGUUGUCGGCAGCGGCACAGGAUGCUGACGGUGACGAGGAAGGGAACACCGGUGAGGUGGAGGAAGAGUCCAUCGUCGAUGAAGAGCAACGGGAGUGGGAGGCCGACCGGACGAUUAUCUGGUGCGACGACUUCGAUCGAGAGAAGGAGAGAGGGGUUGGAUGGACGUGGUCGGCGCGGGGAGGAGGAGGAGAAGGAUCAGGAGGAGGAGGAGGAGGAGGCGGACUGAAUCAGGGAAGCCUAGUCCAGCAAGCAAAAGGGGGAAAAGUCUGA
Messenger RNA from Zymoseptoria tritici IPO323, 1656 nucleotides. RefSeq lists its product as uncharacterized. Lineage: Eukaryota; Fungi; Ascomycota; Dothideomycetes; Mycosphaerellales; Mycosphaerellaceae. The transcript has 2 exons. Bases 1 to 1656 code for a protein of 551 amino acids. The record is from RefSeq and is a predicted model, not a curated record.